Messenger RNA from Capsaspora owczarzaki ATCC 30864, 994 nucleotides. RefSeq lists its product as hypothetical. The record is from RefSeq and is a predicted model, not a curated record. The transcript has a single exon. The coding region runs from base 36 to 794 and encodes 252 amino acids. NCBI's taxonomy places the organism in Eukaryota, Filasterea, Ministeriida, Capsasporidae. Gene Ontology annotation, cellular component: membrane; endomembrane system.
GACUUAUCUGCUGCUCCAAUUCCCAAGGCCAGAACAUGCCGGAAACAACGCGCAACCCCGCAGCGCAGACCGCCGUCGCCGCGCGCAGCCAUGCCAAGCACAGCCCCAAGCCGCUGUUUGACUCGGAGGGCGGCCAGACGCCCGUCGGACCGCGCUUGGCCCUGGCGCUGAUCUGGGUGGUCAUCAUCCCGUGGUUCCACUACUACCUGCCGCCCGUCAACGGCAGACUCAAGUUCAACCCGUACGGAAUGGUCUUCCUGACUGCCCAGUCGUGCCACAUCAUGUGUGUGUACAACAUUGUGCUGCUGAUCGCCGCCGUCUUCCAUCUCGACGGACUCGCCAAGUUUGUCUCGCGCCACUUCCGCGGGCUCGCGUUCACCCUGGGCAUGUUCAUUGGCAUUGGCUACUAUGCGCUGGUGCACUGGUCGCCGCUCGUCCGUGCCCGUGCCGCCGAGGUGCCCCACUUUGACACCAUCAUGCACCUGAUGCACGGCCUGCCGCCGCUGAUUGCCCUGGCCGACGUCUAUGUGCAUUCGCGCGCUGGACACAAGCUCUUGUUCCGCUCGCAUGUCUACCACUGCGUCGGAUAUGCCGUCUUCUACCUUGCCUGGUCGGUCUACUGCGUUCAGCGCAACGACGGCGUCUGGCCCUACCCCUUCCAAAACGACUUUACCCACAUUGCCCAGCACAUUGCCUUCAACUCGUUUGUCUUUGUGGCCCUUGCCGGCAUUCUCCGUGGCGGUGUUGCUCUGUGCGACCGAGUCUUUACCCAAGUCAAGCACGCGCAAGAGUAGUCGUCGCAGGUUGUUCAAAUCCGAUCGUGUUUUUGGCGAUGUGAUUCGGGGAUUGUUUUUCCAGCAACUGCAGUGGCGUGUCGUUGAUGUUUACCAAGUCAUCACAAAGGAUUGUCACCGCAACCAUGUCACACUUUGAUAGCGUCAGAUGUGGGAAAACAAUGAGGGUCAGAAACUGGAACCAAAAGAGCGAUGAAGAG